Messenger RNA from Misgurnus anguillicaudatus (oriental weatherfish), 1986 nucleotides. RefSeq lists its product as uncharacterized. Gene Ontology annotation, biological process: regulation of transcription by RNA polymerase II. The record is from RefSeq and is a predicted model, not a curated record. NCBI's taxonomy places the organism in Eukaryota, Metazoa, Chordata, Actinopteri, Cypriniformes, Cobitidae. Gene Ontology annotation, molecular function: RNA polymerase II cis-regulatory region sequence-specific DNA binding; DNA-binding transcription factor activity.
UUUUAUUAACGGAAAAGCAAAUAAAGAAAUUCCCUGUUUCUAAUAUAAUCAAAAAGUGGACACCGCGAAGCAUCUGCUUGCGACCUCACGUGAACCAGAGGCAUCAGCCAGUUAACAAAAAAAAAAAAACAGGUUUACGAGAGCCCGCACAGCAAACAAUCCUCCGUCAUGCGGAAGCAGGAAGUAAACGCUAUUUAAAUACGUUUUCCUUCCACGAUGAAAACUCGACCACUGUGUACGUUAUUGCCAUCAUGAAUAUAACCUGUGGUAAGACUUAAUCAGCUUGAAAUGACAUUUAACAAUUAUAGGCUUGUAUUUAAAAGUUACUGAACUUUCUGAGGGAAAAGAAAGUUUCACUUUUAGUUUUGGGUUCUGUGUUUUAAGUACCUUUUCAGACAGAAGUACACCUGCUUAGGACUCAGUGAAUGUAUUUUGCUAGCUGGUGGACUGUAAUACCCGACAUGGAAUCUCUUUUGGAGGCAAUCGAGAUACUGACAAACGCAUCCAGACAUCAAGAGAACUUGAUUACAUUGACAAACGUGGAGCCAGAUCCAAGCCCACCUUCUUGCGGUCACCCAAUACUGUUUGGUAUUUGUGAGGAGUUGAAAAAAGAGGCAAAUAGAGAUGUGGAAGCUGAUCUGACUCCAGAGAACCAUGAUUCAUUUCUUCAUGAUACAGGAACCACAGAGACAACAGAGGAACUUGCAGUCCCAGAGCAAGAAAAGCAAAUUGGAAAAAGGACGAGGAGUUGCUCAAGAAAGAGUGUUAAAAAAGGAAUCCGCUCCGGCAAGUCAAGUUACCAUUGCUUUAAAUGUGGACAAAACUUCAGAACAUCAGUACACUUUAAAAGACAUCAACUCGUUCAUUCAGGAGUUAGGUCCCACGAAUGUCCUGAAUGCGGCAAGCGCUUCAUCACGUCCGCUGAACUUAAAGUGCAUUCGCGUAUUCACACAGGAGAAAAACCAUACCACUGCUCUGAAUGUGGUAAGAGAUUCGCUCAAACAGGAUCAUUGUUUAAUCACCGGAGACUUCAUAAAAGCGAAAAGCCACACCAGUGCUCGGAAUGUCCGAAGGCUUUCCAUCACACUUUAGAUCUAAAAGCACACCAAAGGGUUCAUACUGGAGAGAAACCGUUCGUCUGCACACAAUGCUGGAAGAGCUUUACUACAUCUGGAGCAUUGCGAGUUCAUGUACGAACUCACACUGGUGAAAAACCUUACAAGUGCGAAGUGUGUGGAAAGACAUUUUGCCAGCUGGGUGGACUUAAGGUCCAUAGGCGCGUUCAUACGGGCGAGAGACCUUACACGUGCUCCGUGUGCGAGAAGCGCUUUAAGGGACAUGCAAAUUUGAUUGCACAUCAGCGCAUACACACAGGAGAAAAGCCUCAUCGAUGUUCUGUGUGCAAUAAGACAUUUAGUGACAGUAGGAGACUUCGAGAGCACGAGCCACCUCAGUCGGCAGAGAAACCCUUCCGUUGUGGCAAGUGUAGUGAAUCUUUUAGUGCUUUCUGUCAACUUAAAGAGCAUCAGCAGUGUCACAGGAAAGAAAAGCGCCAUCAAUGUCUUCAGUGUGGAAAGGCAUAUAUACAUUUAUAUUUAUUAAAGAAUCACCAGCGUGUUCAUUCUGAUGAGAGACCCUAUUCUUGCCCUAAAUGUGGCAAGGCGUUUCGGCGGUCAUUUGAACUGAAAAUGCACCUGAAUAUCCACAGUGAAGCAAGACCUUUUCCUUGCUCUGAUUGUGGAAAGAGCUUCCGCAGAGCCGCCGAGCUCAGGAUACAUCAGAGAGUACAUACGGGGGAAAAGCCUUAUGCCUGCAGCCUUUGUGGCGUGGGCUUCAAACAGAUAUCACAAGUAAAAGUGCACGAGCGCAUUCACACUGGAGAGAGACCCUAUCUUUGCCAGGAGUGUAAGAAGACCUUUAAAGAUAAGAGAAGCCUGUUAACACACCAGAAAGUGCACCAUAAAUGAAUAAGUCAUCAUACUGUUA